GACGUUGACAUUCCACCUGUGACUGUUCUUCUCUGCUUCGGAAAUCGCAUCACGUCACCUCAGAUUCUGACCUCAUCCCUCCCACGCCAAACCUUCAGCUUCAGAGUACUCCGGGGUAGACCUACGACUCCACCACCAACAUCAUGCCGCGUCACCACCACGGUCACCAUGGUCACCGCCACCAUCACCACGACCACCACCACCACCACCGCCACGGGUCCCCCGGUAGACGUCACGGAGGUAUGUCCGCCUUUGGGGGCGGGUCCAGCUCUUGGGGCGGAGGCUUGCACUUCGACGAUGGCGAUGACUUUAUGGAGAGAAUCCGCAGCCGCUUCCGCAACAGACCCGGAGGCCGCUACGGCUCUACCAAUGUUUACGUUUACGGGAACGAUGACGUGAACAACGACAACGGAAACUGGCGCUCCUUCUCCGGGACGGCACCGCCACCUAAGCCCGAUCGAGUCAAAAUUCUGACGGUCCGUAAUGUGGACCUGAAUGUUCCGGCUAACACAAAGGCUCACAGAACUGACGAGUAUGACAUCUGUGGCCAACACCAAAGGAGACCUAAGCUCGUGGUCAGGAGAGGUCAACCUUUCAACAUUGAUUUGGAUUUCUCCAAGCCUUAUGACAGCAAAACAGAUGAUCUUCGUAUCGUCUUUGAGGCUGGUGACAACCCCUCCCCUGCCAAAGGAACCGACGUGCAGUUCAUCCUUUCUGAUGUGGACAAGCCCAGGGAAUGGGGUGCUAAGAUCCUGAGACAACAGGACAAUAUGCUGACAGUGACUGUGUUCGUCCCACCCACCUGUUAUGUGGGCAAGUGGGACCUCAAGUUGGACGUGGUCAAGAAAGACAACAACGAUGUGGCUGUCUAUCGCUACGAGCACGAGGACCCCAUCUACAUUAUCUUCAACCCGUGGUGCAGAGAUGACGCUGUGUUUCUGGACGACGAGAAUCUCUUACAGGAAUACGUGCUCAACGAGACCGGCAAGAUCUACUCCGGUAGUAAAAAACAGAUCUCCAGCAAACCUUGGAACUUUGGGCAGGUCAACUCUUCUGACGAGGGUGGUGUGCUAGUGGGCAACUGGUCAGGAAAUUAUUCUGCAGGUCGUUCACCUCUCAGCUGGACUGGCUCUGUAGCCAUUCUGGAGUCGUACUGGGACAGCAAGCGGCCGGUUCGCUUUGGACAGUGCUGGGUUUUCUCCGGUCUCUGUACCACAAUUGCCCGAGCCCUGGGAAUCCCGGCGAGAAGCGUGACCAACUUCUCCUCGGCCCACGACACAGACGGCUCAAUGACCAUCGACAUUGUCUGUGACAAAGACGGCUCGCCUGAUGACUACAACCCAGACUCCAUCUGGAAUUUCCACGUGUGGAAUGAGGCCUGGAUGGCGAGACCGGAUCUCCCAACAGGAUUCGGAGGCUGGCAGGCGUUUGACGCUACACCACAGGAAACAUCUGAUGGCACGUACUGCUGUGGACCAGUUUCGGUGGCCGCCAUCAGGCAAGGGGAGGUAAACAUGCCAUUCGACGCCCCGUUCGUGUUUGCAGAAGUGAACGCCGAUCGUGUGUACUGGAUGCCUGAUGUCACCGGAACAGUGAAGAACGUGUUCACUGAGGCAAAACUGAUCUGCUGAAGAGAGGGCGGCUGUUCUGAAGGCCAACCAGCUGGCGUCCACGAGAGAGAACGUUUACGACAGAGUGGCAAAGGAUGUCGAUUUUGAAGUGGAGCAGGAUGCGGCCAAUACGUGGGUCGGUGAAGACUUCAAAGUGGCGCUCAAAUUCACCAACAGAAGUGACGAAGAGCGCACAGUGAGCGGCCGACUUGUCAUCAAGACAAUGUUCUACACAGGCGUGCCUGCAGAAAAAAUCGUCUCUUUCCCCUUCGAAAACAAGGUCCUGCAGAGAGGAGCAUCGGAUACUGUACCGGUCACCGUGAGUCCGUUUGAAUACUUGGAGAAACUCAAGGACUGUUGUAUGCUGGAUGUGUCUGUGUGGGCCUCAGUGAGGGAGACCAACCAAUGCUUCGUCAUCAAGGACGACUGCCGGCUGCGGAAGCCACAUCUCAAUGUCAAGGCACCACAAGAAGCCGUCAAGGGUAAAGAGUUCAAAGUGGAGGUAUCCUUCAUGAACCCUCUGGACACAACUCUUACGGAGUGCGAAGUCACUGUCGAUGGUCUUGCCAGAUCUCUUCGCUUCCCGCAAGGGAGCGUGGGAGCUAAGAGCACGUUCGUGGCCUCCAUCCCCAUCACGCCAGCCAAGGUGGGCCAGAAGGAGAUGAUCUUUUGCUUCAGCUCCAAGCAGCUGGAGGACAUCAAUGCCUCCAAGAGGAUCUUCGUGCGCGCCAGUAACAUCUAAAACAGAAACACCAAAGAGCUCCACAUCCUGGAGAGACUUCCGAAUUCUGGAUGGAGACAGAUUCUACGGCCACAUCUUCGCAACAACAACAACAACAACAAAAAUCCCCAAAAGAAGUUAAUUUGAGACCUAAAGUUAAUUUUUUUCCCCAAAUUAAUGUCUGUAUUUUCAUGUAAUUACAUUGUCACAACUGACUUGGAGGGGCCUGAACAUAUUGGUGGCAGGGAUCGAUCAGGAUAUUGUAGCUUUCUGAGAGCAUUUGAGCGAAGGAAUAAAAGGAGAACCAGCUCCGUCAAUGUCCAUCACAAAUCUGGUACUUGAUGAUGAUGAUGAUGAUGAUGAUGAUGAUGAUGAUGAUGAUGAUGAUGAUGAUGAUGAUGAUGAUGAUGAUUAUGUAUUGUCACAGAUCCUUUAGAUUUUUUACAAAUAUUGCUUACAUUGCUACUGUCUUACGGAUAUUGUUGAAUGCAUUUUAUAAGAAAUCUUUGCCAUUUCUUUUUGGAUGCGAUGAAAUCUAGUGCCUUACUUUCUGGUGUAGGGCCGUGAAAUAAACCUGUACAGCCCAUGUCCAUUCUUCAUUUUACUUCCUAUCACAUAUUACAUUGUAUCACUCCAUUCUAUUAAUACUAUUAUGCAUUUACAAAGUCGCUGUCAAAUACGACUCUCUUUACAAUAGCUAAGUGAUACGCCAUAUUUACAUCUAAAAACGGCAUUAUAUCGGUAGCUGGUUUGUUCGAAUGUUUGUUUUUUAUGGGUUGUUUUUUUUCCCUUUGUUUCAUAACGAUAGAAAUCCUAUGCUGCAAUAUUGGGGCUUUUCCCAUUUGAAAAAGUCAUUGUGUUGAAUAACUGCACGACUGCCUUUAAUAUCCGAGGGAUGGGAGUGGGUGGAUGAGGGGGUAUGUACUCUGUGAUGAUUGUUUUGGGUAUUUGAGAUUUUGGGGUGGGAGUGGUGUAAGAUAAUAGAUAUUGCAGCGAUACUCUUCAUGCUGUUGGUCUUACAAAAAUACUGAACUCUAUGCUGAGAUAAUUUAUGUGCCACCAAAAAAGUAUGGUAAACAAACCAUUUAGAAUUUAGAGUAACUUAGAGAGAAAGUGUUCUAAUAAACUUUACUUUGCUCUUUGCAUUGAAAGCAUGUAUUCUCAUACGCAGGUAGUUUGAUUCUGUUUAUUAAACAACAUGGCCCAUCAAAGUUUUACGAAUGCAUUUUAUUCGAAGCGCAGUAGCAAAUUUGAGCUGUGUGAACGAUUUGCUGAUUUUCUCUCUUUUUUUCGUUUCUUUUUGUUUUGUUCUCCGAUUUGUUUGUUAUUAUUAUUAUUAUUUUGGGGUGGGGGUGGGAGGGGGCUGGGGUGUUAAGGACACCUAGAUGUGUGUAUAAACUAAUAUAUCCCAUAUAUUAUAUACUGCAGGGUUGACCUUUUCAUCUAGACAAUUCUAGACACUGGGUUAUAGUGGCCAGUUUGUUGUUCUUUUUCUUUCCUUUAUUUUUUUCCCAAAUGGAAAAGUGGUGAUGUUUAUGAUGCACUCGUGCAGUGAACUUACACACAGACUAGCAAGCUACUCAGCUGACAACAAAGAAGACUGUUAGUUAAUAUCUUUGUACUCUGUCACUUCUUCUAUACUUGUGGUUUAUCGUUCUUUUUCAGUUUCUUUCAAUAUUAAAAUUUUACUUAUUUUCAAUGUCUUUAUUGAUCAUGGCCUCCUUUUACCCGUUUGAAGUAAGCGAUAUAUGCAUAAGAAGCAAUGAAUUGUUCUGGUAAUUUUUCAUUGUCUCGUCUGCUAAUAAAGUCAAUGUGUAUUCUAAAAA
Messenger RNA from Aplysia californica (California sea hare), 4157 nucleotides. Its product is annotated as hemocyte protein-glutamine gamma-glutamyltransferase. NCBI's taxonomy places the organism in Eukaryota, Metazoa, Mollusca, Gastropoda, Aplysiida, Aplysiidae. The record is from RefSeq and is a predicted model, not a curated record. Gene Ontology annotation, biological process: peptide cross-linking. Gene Ontology annotation, molecular function: protein-glutamine gamma-glutamyltransferase activity.